This is a messenger RNA of Schistosoma turkestanicum, 2254 nucleotides long. The record is from the annotation of a GenBank genome assembly. Lineage: Eukaryota; Metazoa; Platyhelminthes; Trematoda; Strigeidida; Schistosomatidae.
UUAUUGUUUAGCUGCCGGCAUUUUGAUUCAAAAUGUCUUCGGAUGCUCAGAAUUAUUCCGGAGAUGAAGGGGAAGAGUAUAACAAUCCUUACAGAAAAAAUCCACCACGGGUUAGGAAGAAAAACCGAUACUAUAGUGAUGAUUAUUAUGAGCCUCCAACGAACUACAAACCCCGGUUACUGCAUUCCCCAAGACCCUCCGUACAAGCAGAAGAAAUAACGCCGAAAGUGAGGAAGCCUGCUAAACUGCAUAAAUCAAUGAUUGGGCAUAUGCCCUGGCGUACACAAAUGCAUCAUCCUGAAAGACGAAUGGCACAGACAAAUGCUGUACGCUUGCGAAACGUUCUAAAGCUGCCCAAAGCUCAUAAAUGGGUGUUUUACGAGUGGUUUUACUCCAAUUUAGACAGACCUUUAUUACUAGGUGAAAAUGAUUUUCGCAUUUGUCUACGUGAAAGCUUCCCAAACGUUAAAACUCGCCGUUUAUCGCGUGCUCAUUGGUCGUUAUUGCGUCGGUUGAUGGGGAAGCCACGGCGUUGCUCCACAGCAUUCUUCGAUGAAGAACGUCGUUCUCUUAAUGAAAAGCGAGAAAAAAUCCGCACAUUGCAGGCUACUCGCUCAGUGCAACUAGAGUUUUUAAGAGACCUCCCGGACGAUAUGCAUGUCCCAAUGCCGUUAAUAAUAGGGACCAAAAUUACAGCCAGAGUUCGUUAUCCAACAGAUGGUUUAUACACUGGAAAAGUUGAUGCAAUCGAUGCACUCAGACAUUGCUAUCGUGUCACUUUCGACAAGCCUGCUCUCGGUACUCGAUCAAUACCUGACUAUGAAGUCUUGAGUAUUUUACCUCAAGAAACUAUACCUCUGUCUGCAUACAAAACUCAACACAAAGCAAGCCGUAAUCUCUUUAUGAGUCCUGCUCGACUUUUGGCACAAUCUGCUUUACAGGGUAAACGUCAUCAUAUGCAUCAUCAUAAAUUUGGACAUGGAUUAGGACAAGCCGGUGGUGGUGGCGGUGGUGGUCUUGGUGUUGGAUCGUCCGGUGAUUUAACUGUACAUGACUGUCCAUUAUGUCAAUCGGAAGCUGCAGCUGCUGCUAGUGGUGGUGGUGGCGGUGUGAGUAAUUCAUCGGCAAGGACUCCAGGUUUCAUGUCAACCAUUAAUAAUAAUAAUAACAAUAAUAAUAAUACUAAUAAUAAUAAUAAUCUAUUAUCAACUCCAUUAAAAUUGCCUGCAAUCAGUAGUGGUGAUGUUGCUGCAUCAAUGGGAAGUGCUGCGUUAUCAUUGAAUGAAUCAUCAUCCGGUGGUCGAUUAUUACUUAAUGAAGCUGAUAUAUAUGGAGGUUAUCCAAUGAAAUUCUUAGUCAUGGUGACAAAAUUAUCGAAAAUUUUAGAAGUUAAAAAACGAUGUGUCGAUGAAUUACAAGAUUUAAAUGAUGAAGCUGAACGAAAGAUUUCUAAUAAAGCUGAAUUAUCAUUAGAAUUUCAACAUACCUAUCUUACAUUGAUUAUGCAUUUAGAACGAUUAAACAAAGAAUUAAGUCAAUAUUUAAUUCAUGUACUACAAUAUGCCAAUGAAAUUGCUCAAGAACAUGGUGUAGCACCAUUAGAACAAGCAGCUGAUUUUAAACAACGUUGUGAUGAAGAUGCCUACGAAAUUGUUACACGAAUAAAGAGCAUGCAGGCUCAAAAAUUUCGUAAUUUAAAAACAGUUGAUUUAAUUACAAAAUUAAUAAGUUUACUUGUACAAAUUCGUUCAUUAAGUGAACAUGAUGAAUCAACAUAUGAUUGUUCUAGUAUACAAGAAUCAUUACAUGAAUUAAAAUCAAGUAUACAUUCUAGCAAUAUACAUGUAUUUGAAAAUAGCGUAGAAAUCUCCAUACAUCAUACAUUAAGCGGUUUGUGUACAUUGAGCAAUUUAAAUUCAUUUUUGUAUACACAUCCAAAUCAUUUUCAUUAUUUAUAAAUAUUGAUUAUAAUUGUAAUUGUAAUUGUAAUUAAUGAAUAAUUAUUAUUAUUAUUAUUAUUUUUGUCAAUUAACUAACUAUACCAACUAAUUAUCAGUAGUAUCAACUAUGUAUGUAUGUAUGUAUUGUGUGAAAUAUUUCGGUCAAUAAUUAUUACCUUUUAUUUCUAAUUGCCUGCUACCCCCCCUUGGGGGUCGCCUUGAUUCUUGACUUGGUCACUUUUAUUUCUUAUAUCAAGUGAAUGGUGUAUACAUUUAUAUAUUGUGCACAAGAAUACAUUGUAUCUAGUCUUUGA